AUGACGUCGCGUCGUUUCAUCACGUUAGUCGAUCUGCUUGCCCAUCGUCCAAGUGGUCGUUGCCAUCACCGCCCGUCCGCCAACCGCCAACCCUCAAAAACGUCGAUCAUGUCGUACCAGUCCAAGAUCUUCCGCAGCGCCAACGCUCCCCGCACCGCCCCCACCGAGGUCGAGCAGCAGAUCGCGCAGGCCCUUCUGGACCUCCAGACCAACGUUUCGGACCUCCAGAACGAGCUGGCUCCUCUCCAGAUCUCGUCGGCGCGCGAGGUCGACGUCAAGGGCGGCAAGAAGGCGAUUGUCGUCUUUGUCCCCGUUCCUCAGCUCAAGGCGUUCCACAAGAUCCAGCAGCGCCUCACCCGUGAGCUCGAGAAGAAGCUCUCCGACAAGUUUGUCGUCUUCGUUGCUCAGCGCCGCGUCCUCGCCAAGGAGUCGCGCAAGUCGGGCGGCAAGCUCGGCCAGAAGCGCCCCCGCUCGCGCACCCUCACCGCCGUCCACGAGAAGACCCUCGAGGACCUCGUCUUCCCUUCGGAGAUCACCGGCAAGCGCAUCCGUGUCGCUCAGGACGGCCACAAGGUCGGCAAGGUCUACCUUGACGCCAAGGACCAGAACACCCUCGAGUACAAGCUCGACUGCUUUGCCUCGGUGUACAAGGUCCUCGCCGGUAAGGACGUCGUCUUCGAGUUCCCCACCACCACCGCCGAGUAA
Cutaneotrichosporon cavernicola is the source of this 705-nucleotide messenger RNA. RefSeq lists its product as uncharacterized. Gene Ontology annotation, cellular component: 90S preribosome; ribosome; cytosolic small ribosomal subunit. NCBI's taxonomy places the organism in Eukaryota, Fungi, Basidiomycota, Tremellomycetes, Trichosporonales, Trichosporonaceae. Gene Ontology annotation, molecular function: structural constituent of ribosome. The record is from RefSeq and is a predicted model, not a curated record. Gene Ontology annotation, biological process: translation; rRNA processing; ribosomal small subunit biogenesis. Bases 1 to 705 code for a protein of 234 amino acids. The transcript has 4 exons.